Apaloderma vittatum (bar-tailed trogon) is the source of this 893-nucleotide messenger RNA. Its product is annotated as actin-binding LIM protein 3-like. Gene Ontology annotation, cellular component: stress fiber; actin cytoskeleton. Lineage: Eukaryota; Metazoa; Chordata; Aves; Trogoniformes; Trogonidae. Gene Ontology annotation, biological process: cytoskeleton organization; lamellipodium assembly; cilium assembly. The annotation marks the transcript as partial. Gene Ontology annotation, molecular function: actin filament binding. The record is from RefSeq and is a predicted model, not a curated record. The transcript is spliced from 10 exons.
CUGCCGGCGAGAGUAACAUCUACAGGAAACCUCCCAUCUAUAAGCGACACGACAACCUCCCUGCAGCCACAAAAAGCAAAACCAGUGAAGACAUUGCGCAGUCAUCCAAGUAUAGCCCUGCCUACUCCCCGGACCCCUACUACCACUCUGAGUCGGAGUACUGGUCCUUCCAAGGCUCCCCCAAAGCCCCCCGGGCCCGGAGGUUCUCGUCAGGAGGCGAGGAGGAUGGGUACGACCGGGGCAUGCACAAGAUCCAGAGUGGCAUCGGUAGGCUGAUCCUGAGGGAGGAGAUGAAGGCUCGGUCCAACUCCUAUGCAGAUCCAUGGACACCCCCUCGCAGCUCGGCCAGCAGCAGAGAAGCCCUGCACACGGCUGGCUACGACGGCUCUCUCAACGGCUCUCCCCGGACGCAUUACCUGGCUGACAGCGAUCCCCUCAUUUCUAAGUCGGCCUCCCUUCCUGCCUACAGGAGGAACGGGCUGCACAGGCCUCCCAGUGCUGAGCUUUUCCACUACGACAGCACAAACGCGGUCAACUGGGGGAUGCGAGAGUACAAGAUAUACCCCUAUGAGCUGCUCCUGGUGAAGACAAGGGGGAGGAACCAGCUGCCCAAAGAUGUGGACAGGACUCGAUUAGAGCGCCACCUCUCCCAGGAGGAGUUCUACCAGAUUUUCGGUAUGACCAUCGCCGAGUUCGACCGCCUGGCCCUGUGGAAGAGGAACGAGCUGAAGAAGCAGGCCCGACUGUUUUAAAUGCAGUGCACUAUAAAUAUAUACAUACCUAUAAAUAUAUACAUAGAAAGAUCUCUAUAUUGCAGCUCUGUAUGAUUCUCAGUGCUGUACGUGGCAGAGGCACCCUCUGCACCCCUGAGAGUGAAUUGGAGUCUCGCAGAU